UGAGAUCUCCCUCCUCCUUCCUACCUUUGCAAUUAGGCCUCGCAUUCAAUAUGGGGAAUUGCAUAGUCGUUGAGAAGAAGGAGGUGAUCAAGAUAAUGAGGAUAGAUGGCCAGAUCCUUCAGUACCAAUCACCAUUGAAGGUCCAGCAGGUGCUGAAUGAGUUCCCCGGCCACGCAGUCUCCGAUUCACUUCCGGUGAUCACAUACUUGGAUCCGGCUGCUUCCAUGAGGCACGGACAGCUCUACUAUCUCCUACCACCUGAGAAACAGAUCACAGAGGCUGAUGGUGCAGUCGGAGUUGUCAGAAUCAAGUUGGUUAUUACCAAACAGCAACUCAAGGACAUGCUAAGCAAGGGAGGAAUUGCCGCCGCCGACAUGCUAUCUAUUCUCCGAAGAGAACAGAGCAAUAAACAUGGUGCUUCGAGUGACAAGGAGAGAUCUAUAGAGUGGAGGCCUACUUUACAAAGCAUACCAGAAGGCAGUGAUUUCUGCUAGCUAGGCAUAGAGAAUAGAGAUGUAUCUAUCUGAAUGAUAUGUUAAGUUUGCAAGUUACAGUGACAUAUAUAUACACAUGUAAUCAUAGGGGCUCUCUUUCUCUUCUCUUCUCUUCUUCUCUUUAGCAGAGAAGAGCAAGAUAGCCCAUGGACGCAUGAACUACAAUGAAUUCUGUUGUACACCAUAGUGUUUUCAUGUGCAAGUUAACCACUCAACAGUUGAUGAAGUGGAUAAUCAUGCACAUCCACCAGUUAAGUUGCAGUGAUGAUGAUGAAGUUGGCUAGUGCA
Messenger RNA from Zingiber officinale, 782 nucleotides. RefSeq lists its product as uncharacterized. Lineage: Eukaryota; Viridiplantae; Streptophyta; Magnoliopsida; Zingiberales; Zingiberaceae. The record is from RefSeq and is a predicted model, not a curated record. The coding region runs from base 51 to 494 and encodes 147 amino acids. The transcript has a single exon.